AUGGGACAGAGGGCCUUGGGGCAGCCGGACAGAGAGGCAGAGAACCCCGAUUACCAGGCCAGACACAACCGGCACCAUCACCCCGAUUACCAGGCCAGACACUACCGGCACCAUCACCCCGAUUACCAGGCCAGACACAACCGGCACCAUCACCCCGAUUACCAGGCCAGACACAACCGGCACCAUCACCCCGAUUACCAGCCCAGACACAACCGGCACCAUCACCCCGAUUACCAGGCCAGACACUACCGGCACCAUCACCCCGAUUACCAGCCCAGACACAACCGGCACCAUCACCCCGAUUACCAGGCCAGACACAACCGGCACCAUCACUCCGAUUACCAGGCCAGACACAACCGGCACCAUCACCCCGAUUACCAGGCCAGACACAACCGGCACCAUCACCCCGAUUACCAGGCCAGACACAACCGGCACCAUCACCCCGAUUACCAGGCCAGACACAACCGGCACCAUCACCCCGAUUACCAGGCCAGACACAACCGGCACCAUCACCCCGAUUACCAGGCCAGACACAACCGGCACCAUCACCCCGAUUACCAGGCCAGACACAACCGGCACCAUCACUCCGAUUACCAGGCCAGACACAACCGGCACCAUCACCCCGAUUACCAGGCCAGACACAACCGGCACCAUCACCCCGAUUACCAGGCCAGACACAACCGGCACCAUCACUCCGAUUACCAGCCCAGACACAACCGGCACCAUCACCCCGAUUACCAGGCCAGACACAACCGGCACCAUCACCCCGAUUACCAGGCCAGACACAACCGGCACCAUCACCCCGAUUACCAGGCCAGACACAACCGGCACCAUCACCCCGAUUACCAGGCCAGACACAACCGGCACCAUCACUCCGAUUACCAGGCCAGACACAACCGGCACCAUCACCCCGAUUACCAGGCCAGACACAACCGGCACCAUCACCCCGAUUACCAGGCCAGACACAACCGGCACCAUCACUCCGAUUACCAGCCCAGACACAACCGGCACCAUCACCUCGAUUACCGGGACCUGGUGUUAGAGAGCUACAGGGUCUGCUGGGGUGUGCCCAAAAACAUGGCAGAGCCCAAAAACAUGACUGCAAUUUUUCACAAGCUCAUGGACCAUGACAUCACAGGAGUGGACCACCCAGCUCCGUAG
Molecule: messenger RNA, 1161 nt
Organism: Conger conger (European conger)
Lineage: Eukaryota; Metazoa; Chordata; Actinopteri; Anguilliformes; Congridae
Product: histidine-rich glycoprotein-like
Exons: 3
Coding region: 1-1161 (386 amino acids)
Source: RefSeq, a predicted model, not a curated record